Dentiscutata heterogama is the source of this 588-nucleotide messenger RNA. NCBI's taxonomy places the organism in Eukaryota, Fungi, Glomeromycota, Glomeromycetes, Diversisporales, Gigasporaceae. The record is from the annotation of a GenBank genome assembly.
AUGAAGGAUUCAAGUUAUGAAACGUGUAGAGGGGUGAACAGAGAGGUAUCAACAUGUUCGCCAUCACGUUCGUCUUCUCGUCAACCCUCAUCACCGCGUUCACGAUCUUCAAUUUCACGGAAAGACGACUUAAUAUUCAUCAAUAUUAGCGCCGAUGAUUUUUCAAAUGAAACGAGCAGAUCAAGUCUCAGCGUUCGUCCUGAUGGACAAUUCAUGUGUUCAAGCCUAAAGUAUGGAUUCAAGAUGGAAGUAGGUGCUCUUGAAUCUAGUAGACCUCUAAACUCGCCCACAAAAAAGAAACAAAGCGAUGGGUUAAAACUCAUAAUGACAAUGUUAAUGGCUGGGGCGCGUGUUCGUGAGAAUUUUAAUCCAAAAUACAUGUCACAUACCAUUCAAGGCCUGAACAAAAUUGAGUAUGUGACAUUGCAGACCUUUAAUGGACAAUUAAUCGUACAUAUGUACGAUUUCUCUUAUAGCCCAAUAAAGAUAAAUGAAAGGUUGGUUGAAGUCGUAAACUCAAUUUGGCCUACAUUAAAGGUUAUUAAUCAAAUUUAUUGUCAAAAUAAAAAAAAUUAUGUAAAUGUUUAG